AUGUCUUUCUUCAGGUUUCAGUCAUCUAGCGACAAUGGUCACGAUCCAGUCACCGGAGACAUCGCGAAGUCUAAAAAAGUACCAAACGAUGAUGACCCUCCUAUGAGCAGCAGUGACGACGACGACGACGACAACCCGUUAUCCCAUAGGGGAGAUAUUCACUCAGACUUCAUGCGAGGGCAACAGACAAAGAAGACUGCUUCGUCAGCUCCGAAUGGUGAUAAGAUUACCACAUCUGAGGACGAGGCUGUAUCUCGUACGGAAGGAGAUGGAUCUGGCAAUGGCGAAAGGAACACGCGUGCGUCGGCUAGUAGUAAGCGAGCAUACGAUGAUCUGAUCGAGGAUGACAUCGAGGGCCAUCAACCUCAGAAGAAACCAAAGACACAGACACAUAAGAGUAAGGAUUUGGGGAGCCACUUGAACACCGAUAUGGACGCCAUGAUGGAGAAGCAAUGGGGGACUCUUAAUCGAACGGCAGGAUACCGGGUCAAGUCAGCAUAUAAAAGCAAGGCCAAAGCAUCAGCGACGAAAACCGAUCCCAUGGUUCCGAAUAAGAAUCAUAUAGCAGCUCAAAAGCAACGAACUCCCACCUCAUCCACCAAACCAAGCGCACAAUUUAAAAUACCGCCGAAAGUCGAGAUACCGGAGCGUCCCAGUCCCAAACUCCGUCUUCCAAAGUCAUUCGGUGCGCCAUCAGGAGACCAGGCCUCGCCCACAAAGAAGCCCAAGGAGAAGGGAAAAAUAAGGCGGGCGAAACCACCACGCAAGCCCUCUCGGGAGACGGGGGACAUGUCAUCUGCCUAUGACUUGGAAGACGAUGAGACACUGGAGCUUGGAGCGGCAGAUACCACGAUGCUCGGAUCAACAGAUUCGCUUCUUUCGAGCCUGGACUCUUCUACAUUCGAAACCUCGCGAGUUGUCCGCUGCCCAAUUUGCGAUGAGGAACUCGACGAAUUCUCCAAGGACGAGCUUAAAGCGAGGCGUACUAGGAUGACUCUUCAUCAAGAACAACAAUUCUGCCAGUCUCACAAAAAGCGCUCCGCCAAGAAGGAAUGGGAAGAUAGGGGGUAUCCGGAUAUCGACUGGACUGUGAUGGACAAGCGGAUAAGGAAGCAGAACGACUUCAUUCGUUUCAUUCUCAACGGCGGUAAAUCCUACUACGCGAAUGUCUUCAGCGACAGAAUCAAGUCAGGUCAGAACAAGACUCUAAUGAAAUCCGAUGCCAACCUGACUCCUGGUUACUAUGGCAUGCGCGGUCUGCGAGUUAUGUCGGAACACAUCGUCAACAAGUUCUCGGCAGAGCUACGGAAGAGAGCAGUACAAGAUCGUUUGGUCUCCGCGCGUGGCUACAUGGUCUACGUACAAUCCGUGUUGGUCCCAGAGUUGGCCGUGCGGCUGAUCAUGGAAGACAAGGAGAAAACUGAUGAGAAAUUGACAGCGGAACAGGCAAGGACUAUCAUGAAGGACAGCAUAUGGAUAGGAGAGCUUCUGAACGAAGAAGAUGCAGACCACGUCUUGUAUGAAGACGAAGAAGAGGACGAAAUCCAGGCUGAAGAGAUGGGACUCGGAGACGAAGACGAGACUCAUCUCGAGGAUGAGAGCAAGGUCAAGCACGAGGAUCAGGACAGUAUAAAGCACGGCUCUCACGAGGAAGAAAAGAUCAUGCCCAACGACCAUGAUGUCAUUGACAUCUCGGACAAUGAUAAGGUCAAGUCCGAUGAUCAAAAUGGCGCAAAUCAGGACGGCAACGACAUUAAGUCUAACGGCAAUGGUACCGGUUACAUCAUGUAUGAGGAUGACGACGAUUCUUCACUAUCUAGUGUGGAUCCGGAACUCUGCGAUAUUUAA
Sordaria macrospora k-hell is the source of this 1848-nucleotide messenger RNA. RefSeq lists its product as uncharacterized. The record is from RefSeq and is a predicted model, not a curated record. NCBI's taxonomy places the organism in Eukaryota, Fungi, Ascomycota, Sordariomycetes, Sordariales, Sordariaceae.